CAUACACAACAACCUGCACCCUUCUGCAGAUGCACUUCUUCUGGAAGCGGCGGAAGAGCACGCGUGAUGCAUUGCAACGCGCCGAGCCCAAUGAUCUCGCGAAUGCCGCUCCAACUUACCAGCGGACGCGUUCUUUACCUGUGCAGACACGUCAUGACAACAGGGAAGAGGACGAUGCACAUGCGUCCCGGCAGCUAGUACCCUAUGGUCAGCGUCAGAAGCGCCAUACAAGCUACACAGACACGACCAUCAAGUCCAUCGAUGCAGACGCACGGACCAUCAAAAUUCGGCGUAGUGGCUUCAUCUUCAGUCCAAAGCCAACGUUGCGCUACUCGCAAGAUUUCAAUUACCCAAAGACGCCAGAGGGCCAGCUGCCAACACUGAGGCGCAAGAUUGAAGCAUCACCCUUUGUGGAUGAUAUUGCGGAUGAGCUGGAUACGGGUGCCCUGAGACAAGUGCUGGAAACAGAUUCUCGUCGACGUCAACGGCGGCAGAGUAAGUUGCUUGGAGGCAGUGCGGCAAGUGGAGGCAGUCAAUCUGCUACUGCUGUUGUAAAGGCUUCGCCUGCGAGACCGCCUAUCCCCGUCAUAUUUCAGCAACAACGCGGUUAUGCAGUGCAGGCCGCCGCUUCACAGACGCAGGCAAAUUCCAUUACAGGUCUUCCAUCAGACUGGCAUGAAACAUCCUCGAUUCCACCUACAGCUCAUGCGCGCAUCAUGCAAGAUGCACAAGUUGUACUUGCUGGAAACCGUGAUUCCUAUCCAGACUUUGCUGUGGUGGACAAGUCAACGCGUGUAGAGAGACCUUCUUCUCGCGGCAGUUCUAUCGCAGGCGCAUGGACAUCUCUCUGGAAACGCGCAGGUUCAGCGCGCGCACGCAAAGAGCGCGAUGUCGCAAGUCACUAUAAUAGUGCUACACAAUCAACAGGAAGGCCGUUCAGUGAUACCAGCUCUGUGCUGUAUAAUGAUGCACAUGAGCUUGACCAGGAACCACAACAAGCGACCAUCAUGGUCCUCCAACAACCUGCUCAACGUGCCUCAGUACAAGCAGCGCAGGAUGAAGAGGGUGAAGCGCUGGUUCAGCGAGUUCCUCGUGCAGAACACUUUGAGCCGAGAACGGUACAGGCGCAGAUGCUGACUGUCAAUCGCGAAGUCAAGACAUUUUCUCCCUUAUUGGAUGGUGAUGCCUUUCCACGCCCGCCCUCUAAUAUGGGAUUUACGGGUAUUGCGGUAGAUACACCAGAAGACGUUGUCGCGCAGUCACAGCCACAAGUCACGUCUCAACCACGGCCGGUGUCAGCGCCACUCUGGCAGCGAGCCUAUGCCUCACCUGCUGCAGCAGCAGGUAUCUCAUCACCUGCCAUGCCGCGCGCUUCAUCUCGCGUGGCCAAGGAUAUUCCCCCAGACGAGAGUGUCCUUGGCGACAUUGAGACACGCGCCAAUGCCCGGCAAUCCGUUCAUUCACUGCAGACGGUCGAUAGCGAGGGUAGCUGGUUGGGAGAACGAACAAGUCAUUUGGACAUUAUGGUCAAACGUUCCUUUUCGCGUAAAUAUGAGAAGCGUCCUGGUUCUGCUGGAAGCAAGUUGCGGAAUGGGCGCGUUGAGGGAAACCAGGAUUCUGCGGAUGAGUUUGAUGACAAUGACAGCCAAGCCUCGACAGAUCAAGGCGAGGCACUCAUCAAUGGAACGGGCACGGAUGACGAUGACGAUGAGUAUGAACGCGGUGUUUGGAAGACUGGUAUCGGCAAGCCUGUCAAGAUUGUAAAUGGCUCGUCUGUUGGUGGCCCACUUCCAGUCUCGCCCAAAGUCGCAGCUGCCAGCGUCCAACCUGCAUUGGCACCGCCUUUGGUCAGACCCAUCACAACGAUUGAGGACUCAUCGCCAAACUCAGCAAGUGCGGCCACUUUUUCGCCCAUGCCUGCACAGUACGUCCAGCCGAUCGCUUCAGCUUCUGUGGAUGCCAUUUCUCCAAAUACCCCGUCGACGGCGACCUUUUCACCAAUCAUGGCUCAACCUGCGUAUAUACAACCGAUGGCGAAGAUGCCCAUGCAAUUCCCAGACGGCCGGCCCAUCCCUUCUCGCGCCACGACGCGUGAUAGUUUUGUGUCUGCGGUCUCCUUUGCCACAACCGCAACAACCAGUACCGUCAAUCCGCAAGAUUAUGCGGUGUAUGACCCAAACAUCUCGAGAGCGUCCAUGGUGACCUCUCAAGCGUCUUACUACUCUGCACGCCUAGCGCCUGAAUCACAGGGAUCAGAACGGGGCUAAUGGGCUUUUGAAUAGUUUUUGUAUGGUGUACAGUAUCACAUAAUGAUGUAGUAUCUAAUUAGCGGAUCCACAA
Messenger RNA from Protomyces lactucae-debilis, 2340 nucleotides. RefSeq lists its product as uncharacterized. Bases 30 to 2267 code for a protein of 745 amino acids. The record is from RefSeq and is a predicted model, not a curated record. Lineage: Eukaryota; Fungi; Ascomycota; Taphrinomycetes; Taphrinales; Protomycetaceae. The transcript has a single exon.